UAAGCAGACAGAGAUGAUUUCAAGUGGCAAACUGCUGCAGAUGUAUGAAGAGUGACAGAGAAGAUAUUUUCUUUUUAUUUUCAAAUAACAAGAGAUUUGCAGCAGGAGUCUGUGCUACACCUGGCAGAGGAUGCAGUUGGUUGUCUUUGUGGUGGUGCUAGCCCUGGGGAAGGGAUGCUUCAGCUGCAACCUGAAAAACGUCAGCAUCUCCAUGGAGAGAUGCGGUCAGAAGGUGUGCAUCCACACCACAAUCUGUGAAGGGCUGUGCUACUCCCAGGACCCUGUCUUUGAAAGCCCUGAAGAGGCACCUGAGCAUAAGAUCUGCAAAGGGGACUGGUCCUACGAGGUGAAAAACAUCGAGGGGUGUCCGGGAAGCAUCACUUACCCAGUGGCUACAAAAUGCAACUGUUCCACAUGCAACACAGAGGACACAUACUGCGGCCGCUUUUAUGGCCACAUACCCAGCUGUUAAACUACUCCUUAGGUCAGCAAACGUAUACUUAUUAUUGUACCUCUUUGUCUGACACUGAAAUAAAAAAAGAUACAGCUCAUA
Xiphophorus maculatus (southern platyfish) is the source of this 553-nucleotide messenger RNA. Its product is annotated as gonadotropin subunit beta-1. Gene Ontology annotation, molecular function: hormone activity. Bases 131 to 472 code for a protein of 113 amino acids. Lineage: Eukaryota; Metazoa; Chordata; Actinopteri; Cyprinodontiformes; Poeciliidae. Gene Ontology annotation, cellular component: extracellular region; cytoplasm. The transcript is spliced from 3 exons. The record is from RefSeq and is a predicted model, not a curated record. Gene Ontology annotation, biological process: G protein-coupled receptor signaling pathway.